This is a messenger RNA of Peronospora matthiolae, 663 nucleotides long. NCBI's taxonomy places the organism in Eukaryota, Oomycota, Peronosporomycetes, Peronosporales, Peronosporaceae. The record is from the annotation of a GenBank genome assembly.
AUGGCCGAUCUGAAAGAAUUUACAGGACGUGAUCAAGACGCAGAUCGUGCUAGAGGUUGGUUUAACAAGAUGAAGACUGCCUUUCUACGCGAUCAGGCUCCAGACCACGAGAAAUGUCUGGUAUUUGGAGAACUGCUCACAGGACCUGCCCGAAGUUGGUACAGCCAGUUGAGCCGAUCGACCCGCAAUUAUUGGAAGUCGUUGUCGGAAGGCUUCAGGGUCCGAUAUGGAGGAUAUGGAAUGUCAGCUGAAAGGCAAUACUACCACGCGCGGAAGAGACCGAAUGAAACCCCGUUGGAAUACUUGGACCGGUUGAAUGUAGCAGGAAUGCGAGCAAAAGUGGCGUUCAGAGAUGGAUCGCCAGCAAGCCGACGUGAGCAUGUAGAACACUUCAUUGACACUUUGGAUGAUCGAGAGUUGGCGAAGCAACUGACCUUAUUGCUAGUGCAUGAUGCUAACACGAUGAAAGAAACUCUACGCGCUUAUCAGCGCAUGAGUUUUCGACAGAAUAAGGAUCCGAAUGACUCGAACAAGUACCGAUCGAGAUCGGCUACAACGCCAGCCCAAGUAUAUUCGAAUACACCACGGAUGGUGAAGGCCAUUCGUGCAGAAAGUGAGGAAAGCGACUCAGGCUCAAGUUCGGACGAUGCAGAUGAAGAAUAG